UUGAUGAAAAGAAAAUCGUUCAAAUAUAAACAAUACCACAGCAUAAACUAUCCAAUCGACUAUAACCAAUAAACGGACCAUUCACAUACUGUCUCAGUAACACAUGGGGUCUAACGUGUAAAUAGUUUUCUAUUAGAAACCACAUUUCACCUGCUUUGAAGAUGACCCUGCUAAAUGUGAAAGGAAUUUAACUUUUACAAUCCGUACACGUGUAAUGUAUUAAACAUCGAACAGGACAGGAGCAAUGAAAACAUUACGAUUCUACGCAUGCGCUGGUUUGGCUGUAUUGUCGGUCUGCAUCUUUUCAGUCAUAUUCUACAUCCAUCCUAACACUAUUCGUUCUUUGACACGACACGGAGAAGCAAUCCUGAGAGGGAACUCCGUCUACAAGAAAUCCCUGUCAAAUGCCAUAUUCGACAGGUAUGAUGCACGAGAAACAAAAAGCUUUACCACAUCAUCUUAUUCUCAUUCAAGCAAUCAGAGCCUGUCGUUAACAACAAAAGAACGUCGUCAUAUAGCCUUCCUGAAGGUGCAUAAGGCUGCAAGUUCAACAGCUCAGAAUAUCUUUUUGCGGUUUGCCCAGUCACGAGACCUCCUGGUAGUGUUACCGUUAGUCCCGAAGUUCUUUUAUCCGAAUGUCAUCAGCGUUUCUACUUCAGUGACAAAACAAAACAUUCUUCCUGUUCCGGAGGGCAGGUUCUAUGAGAUCCUAUGCUGCCACGUUAUAUACAACAGAGAUGCAUUCGCUCGUAUCAUGCCUGCUGAUACAGUCAACAUAGGUAUUGUACGAGACCCUUUUGAACACUUUAUAUCUACUUUGAAUUACAUGCGACCACAUGAGGUGUUUAAGAUAAAUACUUCAGACCCUGUUUCGGUCUUCCUUCAGAAUCCAACGAAUUACGUCAAACGAACCAGUCAGGGUUUUGCCAAUAACAGGAUGGCCAUUGAAUUCGACUUUCCUGCAGAACUGUUUGAAACACGAGACAAAGGUGGUAUAGAGCGUUAUCUGCACAAGUUGGAAAGUGAAUUUCAGCUAGUUCUGAUUGUAGAGUUGUUCGACGAGUCUUUAGUUCUAAUGCGCAGACUUCUCAACUGGGAAAUGAAGGAUAUCCUAUAUGUGAAACUCAAUUCCAGAAGACAAUUGUUUGAUAGAAUAAAUUUUAAGCCCGGAGAUGUACAAUUAUAUAAAAGAUGGGGCGAGAUAGAUUAUGCCCUUUAUGACUUCUUUUACCGACGGCUACAGGCCCAAAUUCAGGAGCAAGGGCCAACAUUUCACGAGGAACUGUUGUAUUUCCGACGUUUACGUCAGGACAUGCAGAUAUACUGUGAGAAGAAACCAUUGUCAAAUGUCCCAUACCAUGUAACUGCGUCUUCCUGGAGUGAUGCUUUUGAAAUCACUAAGGAAGAUUGUUCGUAUAUGAGGAAAGGAGAGAUACCUUUUAUAAGAGAAAUAAGAAUGCAGCAGUACGGAUUUUACAAUGACACAUUUUAGUUUUUUGUAAACUCUUGUAAACGAUCGUUUAUCUAUCGGCGAUUGUAAAUUGUCGUUAAAUUAAACAUCUUGAUUUUAACAUAAUCUAAUGCGUUGAAAGGGCAUUAUUAUUAUCUUUUUUUUUUUUUUUUUGCCAAGCGUAAGUCAAAUUAUAUAAGCUGCAUUAUCAUAUGGGUAUAAAUCAUCAAGGACAUCAUAUUGAAUAAAUGAUGCUGCAUAGUCUUA
Messenger RNA from Pecten maximus, 1717 nucleotides. RefSeq names its product galactose-3-O-sulfotransferase 3-like. Gene Ontology annotation, cellular component: membrane. NCBI's taxonomy places the organism in Eukaryota, Metazoa, Mollusca, Bivalvia, Pectinida, Pectinidae. The transcript has 2 exons. Gene Ontology annotation, biological process: glycolipid biosynthetic process. The record is from RefSeq and is a predicted model, not a curated record. Gene Ontology annotation, molecular function: galactosylceramide sulfotransferase activity. The coding region runs from base 245 to 1492 and encodes 415 amino acids.